AUGGUUCUUCACAAGCCAGAAAACAAGCAUGUUCUCAAAGCAUUCGAUCUGCAUGGAAAGGUUGCUGCAGUUACUGGCGGAGCUCGAGGUAUUGGGCUUGAAGUGUCUCGUGCAUUAGCCGAAGCAGGAGCUGAUGUUGCCAUAAUCUUCAGCACUUCGAAAGAUGCAUCAACCACGGCCACUGAAAUUACUGAAGCAAAUGGCGUCAGGUGUCGUGCUUACCAGUCAGAAGUCAAGGAUUCCGAGAAAAUUGAGUCGACAUUGCAGCAGAUCGCCAAAGACUUUGGCAAACUCGAUAUCGUUGUUGCCAAUGCUGGUAUCGCGUCCCAUCAUCCAGCAGAGGACUAUGCGAAUGAGCAGUGGAGCGAAAUCAUGAAGGUAAACUUGGAUGGCGCCUUCUAUACCGCGCAAGCUGCUGCUCGCAUCUUCAAACCGCAAGGAUCGGGCAAUUUGAUAUUUACAGCUUCGGUAAGCGCAAUUCUGGUCAACGUGCCUCAGAAGCAGGCAGCGUAUAAUGCUUCCAAAGCUGGCUUGGUUCAGCUUGCGCGCUGCUUGUCAGUAGAAUGGGUCGACUUCUGCCGGGUAAAUUGUGUUUCGCCUGGCUUCAUCGCUACAGACAUGCUGUCAGUACAUCCUGAGGAGUGGCGUGAGCAGUGGUUCCGAAUGAUUCCAGCACAACGACUCUGCGAUCCUUACGAGCUGAAAGGGUCGUACGUGUUCUUGGCCAGUGAUGCUUCCUCGUAUAUGACUGGUGCCAACUUGGUCGUUGAUGGCGCAUAUACACUGCCAUGA
Molecule: messenger RNA, 792 nt
Organism: Lithohypha guttulata
Lineage: Eukaryota; Fungi; Ascomycota; Eurotiomycetes; Chaetothyriales; Trichomeriaceae
Exons: 3
Coding region: 1-792 (263 amino acids)
Cellular component (GO): intracellular anatomical structure
Molecular function (GO): oxidoreductase activity, acting on NAD(P)H, oxygen as acceptor
Source: RefSeq, a predicted model, not a curated record